This is a messenger RNA of Toxotes jaculatrix (banded archerfish), 2300 nucleotides long. It is a transcript of the gene oclnb, whose product is annotated as occludin b. Lineage: Eukaryota; Metazoa; Chordata; Actinopteri; Toxotidae. Gene Ontology annotation, cellular component: bicellular tight junction; apical plasma membrane; cytoplasmic vesicle. The transcript has 9 exons. The record is from RefSeq and is a predicted model, not a curated record. Gene Ontology annotation, biological process: bicellular tight junction assembly. Bases 167 to 1597 code for a protein of 476 amino acids.
GAGACCACGUGAUAAGCAUACACCUGUAUGCGCGUCUUUUUGUAGUCGGUGUGCGCGCGGACGUGAUGUAUGUUGUUUUGCGUUCGUCGCAUCAGCGUCGCUGUUGUUACCAUCGGGAUCAGACGGUUCAUCAGACAAGCAGGGUGAGUGCUCACUGGAUUUCAGAAUGCCAAGGAAAUCCACCCCCCCUCCGUACCAGCCAAAUGGCAGCAAGCACCAUAGCAGCAGACACAGGCACAGUGAGCCCAUGUCCAAUCCAGCCUUUUCCUACUACCCAGGAGAGAGGAUGCUGCACUUCUAUCGCUGGACUUCACCACCGGGUGUGAUGAAGAUAUUGUGUAUCAUCAUCAUCGUCAUGUGCGUGGCUGUGUUUGCCUGUGUGGCCUCCACGCUGGCCUGGGACUACGACAUGAGCCUCAUGGGUCUGGGAGGUGGAUCUGCCUUGAUGCCAGGCUAUGGCGGCUCAUACGGUGGCUCAUACGGCGGCUCAUACGGUGGCUCAUAUGGCGGCUCAUAUGGAGGCGGCAUUGGCGGUUCUUACAGCUAUGGAGAAACACAAAUGGAUCCUAGAGCUGGCAAAGGCUUCAUCAUUGCCAUUUCGGCCAUUACCUUCAUAGCUGUGCUCAUCAUAUUUGUGCUGGUUGUUUCGAGGCAAAAUACUGCCCGCUCAUCAAAGUUCUACCUAGCAGCCACCAUCAUCUGUGCCAUCUUAGCGUUUCUGAUGAUCAUUGCCACUAUUGUGUACCUGGUGUCAGUGAACCCAACAGCUCAGUCCACAGGGUCCAUGUACUACAGCCAGAUCCGCCAGCUGUGUGCCCAGUACCAGACACAGACCCAGGCUCAGGGCAUCUUCCUCAACCAGUACCUUUACCACUACUGUGUGGUGGAGCCCCAAGAGGCCAUAGCUAUUGUCCUGGGCUUCCUGGUGUUUGUUGCCCUCAUCAUCCUGCUGGUGUUUGCGGUCAAGACUCGCUCCCAGAUCAGGCGCUGGGGCCAUGACCGCAUUCUCUGGGAGGAAGUGAAGGUCGUCAGUGAUGGUCUACCCAACAGUGUCGGGGAGUGGGUGAAAAAUGUGUCUGGUGAACCAGAGGUACUGUUGAAUGACUAUAAUGACAAAGUUGGGGGGUCCAGAGACUACCUGGACCGACUGGACCACAAUAAGCCUCUUUACCUGCCAGGAGACUCGGACAUCAGCAGCUUUGUGGGAGGCCUGAAACCCAGGCUGAAGGACUAUGACACUGGUGCAGAGUCUGGAGACGACCUGGAAGAGGAAGACUUCAGCGCUUCGUUUCCUACCAUUAUGGAUGAGCAAGAACGUCUGAACUACAAACGGGAGUUUGAUCGGGAUCACCAGGAGUACAAGACCUUGCAGGCUGAACUGGACAGCAUAAACCAAGACCUGGCUGACCUGAACAGAGAGCUAGACCGACACCCUGAAGGCAGUCCACAGUUCCUGGAUGCCAUGAGUGAAUACACCAGACUGAAGAAUCUCAAGAAGUCCCCAGACUACCAGAUUCGAAAGAGGAGGUGUAAAUAUCUCAGGUCCAAACUGUCACACAUCAAGAAGAAGAUCAGCGAAUACGACCGCCGACCCUGAACCUUCAGCUCUGACCAUCUUCAUCUAUGGAAAGUGACAAAUGUGACAAAUGUGCAAUUUUUCACUUUUUGAGUUUAUCACAAACCUAUAGGUGAUUACUAUAAUGAAAGUCUGUUUCCAGAGACAAAGUUUUUUUUUUUUCAACUAUUGUCUUUGAUUUACUUCUGUAAGUUUCAUGAAGAACUAUUUUAAAGAACAAGGAAGGUGUAAAAAGUGUAUUUUUAGUUUCUCUCCUGAAGACAGAAAAUGAGAGAUGCAAUGUUUUUGUUUCAGUGCGGGUUGAAGCAGUUAUCAUGCUUCUUUUAUAGCGUUUUUUAAAUCAUGUUUGAAAGUGUCAUGUACAUGGACGGCACAGCUAAGACAUAAGAAUGUGUUUGGCAUCAUUAAGUCACUGACCAUCCCUUGUAAAUAAUGUUAAUUUUUAGUAUUUAGGAACAAUUGAAAUUGUUCUAUAAUGAGCUUUUCUCUACUUUUAUGUGCUGUUUUCUGUAAAUGAUGAAGUCUCUCUGCCCUUAAAGAUUGUAAGUGCUCAUUUUAGACCUUUUUCUUGGUAAACACAAGCAAAAGUCCAGAUGUAAGUAACUGAUGGCUUCUUUCCCUUUAGGUGUGCCAUGAACAUGUGUCUGACAUUUGUCUUUUGAUAUAAUGAAUUUCAUUCCUUUUUUCCAUGUUAUUCAAAUAAACAGUUCCUCCUUCGCUCCAA